Messenger RNA from Colius striatus (speckled mousebird), 2463 nucleotides. RefSeq names its product bromodomain containing 7 (gene BRD7). Bases 80 to 2050 code for a protein of 656 amino acids. The record is from RefSeq and is a predicted model, not a curated record. The transcript has 17 exons. Gene Ontology annotation, cellular component: nucleus. Lineage: Eukaryota; Metazoa; Chordata; Aves; Coliiformes; Coliidae. Gene Ontology annotation, biological process: regulation of transcription by RNA polymerase II.
GCGCGGCGCCGCGCCUCGGCGGGGCCGGUGACCGCGACAACAGCGCGGCCUACCCGGGCGGGCCGGGGCCGCCGGCGCCAUGGGGAAGAAGCACAAGAAGCACAAGUCGGACAAGCACCCCUACGAGGAAUAUGUAGAAAAGCCGCUGAAGCUAGUGCUGAAAGUUGGAGGAAGUGAAGUUGCUGAACUGUCUACUGGAAACGCGGCACUUGAUUCCAGCCUAUAUGAAGACAAAUCAGAACAUGAAAAACACAAAGACAGAAAAAGGAAAAAGAGAAAGAAAGGAGAAAAACAGGUUCCUGGAGAAGAAAAGGAGAAAAGAAAGAGAAAGGUUAAGGAUGAUAAAAAGAAACGAGAUCGAGAACAUGCAGACAGUGAAGGGGAACAGGAGAUGAAAUGUCAGACCCCCAUCCGAUUGGAACUACCACCAGAGAAACCAUUGACAAGUACUUUAGCAAAACAAGAAGAGGUGGAGCAAACACCACUGCAGGAAGCUCUGAAUCAACUUAUGAGACAGCUGCAGAGAAAGGAUCCAAGUUCUUUCUUUUCAUUUCCUGUGACUGACUUUAUUGCCCCGGGCUACUCCAUGAUCAUUAAAAACCCAAUGGAUUUUAGUACCAUGAAAGAGAAGAUCAAGAACAAUGGGUACCAGUCCAUAGAAGAAUUAAAGGAUAACUUCAAACUGAUGUGCACUAACGCAAUGAUUUACAACAAACCAGACACCAUUUACUACAAAGCUGCAAAAAAACUGCUGCACUCAGGGAUGAAGAUACUUAGCCAGGAGAGAAUUCAAAGCCUGAAACAAAGUAUAGAAUUCAUGGCUGACCUGCAGAAGACAAGGAAGCAGAAGGACAAGACAGAACUGCAGCAAACUGGGGAGGAUGAAAAUGGUGCUGGGAAAGACAAAGGAGAACCUCUGGAUGGUGACAGCAAAGCAUUCAAAACACCCAGCAAAGAACACAAAAAGAAGGACAAAGAUCUACUUGAAGACAAAUUCCGAAGCAGUAGCUUGGAAAGGGAACAAGAGCAGAUCGAUCGCAUUGUUAGAGAGUCUGGAGGAAAGUUAACAAGGCGCCUUGCAAACAGUCAGUGUGAAUUUGAAAGAAGAAAACCAGAUGGUACAACAACUCUGGGCCUUCUUAAUCCAAUUGAUCUUACUGCAGGAGAACCAGGUUACUGCCCUGUAAAGUUGGGUAUGACAGCAGGAAGACUUCAGUCAGGAGUUAAUACAUUACAAGGGUUCAAGGAGGAUAAAAGAAACAAGGUGACUCCAGUGACCUACUUGAACUAUGGACCCUACAGUUCCUACGCCCCAACAUAUGAUUCUACAUUUGCCAACAUAAGCAAAGAAGACUCUGACUUAAUCUAUUCAACAUAUGGGGAAGACUCCAAUCAAGGAUCUUUCAGCGUCCAGGAUUUUUUGAUGAAAUCCCAAGAUUACCCUUUCCUGAUGGCUGAUAGUCUGCUCGAUGUCCUAACAAAAGGAGGACAUUCGAGAGCUCUCCGGGAACUGGAAACUGUAAGUGUGGAUCCAUCGAAGGAAGCUGAAGGCCCACAAGAAAGAAGUGAUGCACUGAAAGAUGUAAAGAUGAUGGAAAUGGAUCUUGCUGCCAGGCUGGACUCUAACAAUGACAGACUGACUGCUCUGAAGGCUGUUACAAACUUUGGGCUGCCUGUGGAGGAGUUUGAUUCUGAGGAAGCUGAAAUCUUCCAGAGGAAACUUGAUGAAACAACAAAGCUUCUGAGAGAACUGCAGGAUGCUCAAAAUGAACGACUAAGUACAAAACCACCCCCUAAUAUGAUUUGUCUUCUGGGUCCAUCUUACAGAGAGAUGCACUUGGCGGAGAGAGUAACCAAUAACCUGAAAGAACUGGCACAACAAGUGACUCCAGGUGACAUUGUCAGUACCUAUGGAAUCCGGAAGGCAAUGGGCAUUUCUGUUCCUGUACCUGACACAGAAGACUGCUGGGUAGAUUUGACAGAGGACUUUCAAGACCCUAAAAAGGCUGUCACCAUCCCUGGAAACGAGUGUGGUCCAAUUACAGUCUGAAGCAUGGGCUCAGCUUACAGCUGCUUGAUUGUUUCAGAACCGGGUGCAUUCACCAGGACGGGUACAGGGUCUGUCCAGCUACUUUUGGUUGUUACAUGUUGGACCUUUGAAAGGGAGCAGUUUGUGUUAAAGUCAUUUCUGCUACAGAAAUGCACUAAAUUACUCUGCAUUCCUUGUUAUUUUAAAUCACCUCUGCAGCAUUUCAGCUUGCCUAGGUUAACUGUUUGGAAAAGUCAAGUGGAAGUGAAAAUGUGCCUCUACAGGGGGUGGGGGCUCAGCCAAACGUUUCCAAAAGCAAUGUAUAGACUGACUCUGUUUGGGGCAAAAACCAUCGGUAUCUGAACUUGCAAGUCUCCCUUUCUCAAAUGACUGUGUGACUCUUAGGAUGAUGAGAAAUAAACUUUUUAAAUAAA